AUGCCGGCCACCACCGUGAAUAAGGAUUUGCAGGCUGAGCGGAAUAAGGGUAGCUUUGAUAAGAACGAAUUCACCCUCUGGUGGGUUGGAGGCAAGGAGAAGUUAAAGGAAAAACAGGACUUAGAACAAUUUUUUGAAAACGAUCCGGAGUUUCACAACGAAACUCCAAUUCAUUUCCUUUCGCAUAAGGAGUUGUACGAGGAAACGAUUCGGCAAUCAACGGCCAUCUUCCAUAAAGUGCGAAAGUUUCAUAUUGAUCGCGGAAAUGGCGAUCCGUCAAACUACAUGCAAAUUCUCGGUGGUCUACUAGGUAAUGGUAUCAUUCGACAGGGAAAUCCGCUGGGAAUCCACUUUGCUAUGUUUGUCCCAGCGUUGCUUGGCCAUGGUUCUCCAGAACAACAGGCGGAAUGGUUACCUCGCUCCCUGAAGUGCCAAAUACUCGGAACAUACGCACAAACCGAGCUCGGCCAUGGUACUUUCCUCCGAGGGCUGGAAACUACAGCAACGUAUGAUGAACGAACGAAAGAACUCGUGCUUGACAGCCCAACGCUUAGUUCGUACAAAUGGUGGCCAGGUGGAUUGGCACACACGGCCAACUAUUGUGUGGUGAUGGCGCAGCUGUUUUCAAAAGGAAAAUGCCACGGUAUUCAACCGUUUAUUGUUCAGUUACGUGACGAGGAAACACAUAUGCCACUGAAAGGCAUCACGAUCGGAGAGAUCGGUAACAAGCUCGGAAUGAACGGAGUCAAUAAUGGAUUUUUAGGAUUCAAAGACGUGCGCAUUCCUCGAAAGAACAUGCUGAUGAAGAACGCGAAGCUGUUGGAGGAUGGAACGUUCGUCAAACCACCAUCGCAGGCACUUACGUACGGCACGAUGAUGUUUGUACGAGUAAUAAUUGUACGAGAUACUGCUUUCCACCUUGCCAAGGUUGCCACAAUAGCCGUGCGUUACUCGUGCGUUCGUCGGCAAAGCCAUAUUAAUCCAGAUCAACCAGAAGUACAAGUUAUCGACCAUCUGACACAGCAGUACAAACUGUUUCCAUCCAUCGCCAGAAGCAUAGUGUUUAAGCUUGCGUCGGAUAAUCUUUGGGAAAUGUACAACCAGGUAACAUCCGAACUGGACCAGGGCAAUCUCGAGCGUCUCCCCGAAUUACACGCUAUUGCAUGCUGCCUUAAGGCGGUCACUACGGCAGAUGCCGCCAAAAGCGUUGAAACGCUCCGGAUGGCCUGCGGUGGUCACGGCUAUAUGACGUGUUCCAAUUUUUAUAACACUUACGGAUUUGUUACUGCCGCGUGCACCUACGAGGGCGAAAAUACUGUUUUACUUUUGCAGACGGCAAGGUAUCUUAUCAAGGUGUGGAAUCAAGCUCUCAAAGGACAAACGCUUUGUCCAACGGUGCAAUAUUUGAACAGCUUUAUCCAAAAUAAAUCCAAUCGUCACCCGUGGAUCGAUACGGUUCCUGGCAUCAUUAAAGCGUUGCAAACUGUUGCAGCUGGUAAACUUCGACUCGCGUACGAGCAUAUUGAGCAACGUAAAAAAGCGGGAUAUACACACGAAGAAGCAGUAAAUCUGACUUCGCUUGAGUUGGCACAAACGGCUGAAGCUCAUUGCCGUGCCUUCUUGGUCCAAUCUGGAUUCGAGAUGAUCGAGAAGCUGUGCCAGAAUGUGUCAGCACCGCUAGCGAAGGUGAUGCGAACUAUUGGCGAACUAUACGCUUAUAAUGAAGCGCUUGAUUCGAUCGGUUCGCUUGUCCGGUUUACCUCAAUCAGCGAGAGCGAUAUUAAUCGACUUCAGUCAAAGCUGGAGUUAGCACUGUUGGCCAUCCGGCCUAAUGCGGUUAACAUCGUGGAUGCAUUCGCGAUACCGGAUGUUCUUCUAGGUUCUCCAUUAGGAGCGUAUGAUGGAAACGUAUAUGAAAAACUAUACGAAGAAGCUAAGAAGAGUCCUCUCAAUCAGGAACCGGUUAACAAAUCAUUUCAUCUGUAUUUGAAACCAUUCAUGCGUUCUAGUUUGUAAAGGUGCAGCAUUAUCGCAGAAGAGUUUUUUGGUGCUAUAAGAGUCUAUUUUAUCGGGGUUAUGGGAAA
Molecule: messenger RNA, 2084 nt
Organism: Anopheles nili
Lineage: Eukaryota; Metazoa; Arthropoda; Insecta; Diptera; Culicidae
Product: probable peroxisomal acyl-coenzyme A oxidase 1
Exons: 9
Coding region: 1-2016 (671 amino acids)
Biological process (GO): fatty acid beta-oxidation using acyl-CoA oxidase; lipid homeostasis
Cellular component (GO): peroxisome
Molecular function (GO): acyl-CoA oxidase activity; FAD binding; fatty acid binding
Source: RefSeq, a predicted model, not a curated record